This is a messenger RNA of Plasmodium vinckei vinckei, 291 nucleotides long. Its product is annotated as IMC-associated apicomplexan protein, putative gamete release protein, putative. The transcript has a single exon. The coding region runs from base 1 to 291 and encodes 96 amino acids. The record is from RefSeq and is a predicted model, not a curated record. Lineage: Eukaryota; Apicomplexa; Aconoidasida; Haemosporida; Plasmodiidae.
AUGGAAGGAGAAUUCAACGGAUUUUUACCACCAAAUAAAGAAAUGCCCAUACCAGACGGGAUGAGAAUAAUGUCAGGAAAACCAAAUGACGAUUCAACUCCAUAUGUUAGAGAUUAUCAAGUAAAACCAAUAAUAAAUGAAGGACAUUUUCAAAUGAAUAUUGGAGGCCAAGUUCCAUCAUCGUGGUCAAUGAACCAAAUAGCACACUAUGUAAAAUUUGCUGGACCAUCUGAUGAUGUAUUUGCUGAAAAGGCUAAAGAAUUAUUACGCGAAAGGGGUUAUAACAUAUAG